This is a messenger RNA of Amphimedon queenslandica, 2399 nucleotides long. Its product is annotated as synaptonemal complex protein 1-like. The transcript has 10 exons. The coding region runs from base 783 to 2399 and encodes 538 amino acids. Gene Ontology annotation, biological process: signal transduction. Lineage: Eukaryota; Metazoa; Porifera; Demospongiae; Haplosclerida; Niphatidae. Gene Ontology annotation, molecular function: protein binding. The record is from RefSeq and is a predicted model, not a curated record.
CAUAGUCUAUUUCUCUCUGAUUUUAGCAUUCCUUGAAAAAAUUUCUAUGCUUACCUUGUCUUUAUAAGUAUCAGAGCACCCACAACUUAACUGUCACUGAAUAAUCCAUCUUUUUGUCAAGUUAUUUUCUCUUUAUUUCUGCAUGUAAAGCAUUGCAGUUGCUCAUGUUGGCUCCCCUUGGAUGUCAUCAAUGACCGCGCCCCCUAACAGGAAGCAAUGGCCACCAGCAACUUUAGCAAGCUCUAACUUUCCCAAAGCAAGUGCAAUGCAAGAAUGCAACUAGGAAUAGUCUAUUUGGGUAGUGUACAUUAAAAAUAAGCAAUAAUCUCAAAUUUCAUUUUCGCGUGCAAGCCUCCCUUUAAAAUAUCCAACAUCUUCCAGCUUCUUUGAUAUUUUUUGAUAUAUUGACUUAUUCCUUACAACUCCAUCUAGCUCAGCCUGAAUUUUUUGAUCUCCCCAGAUUGCAAUCAAUGUUUCCACUUUCCAUCUCUUGUUUACAGCUGCCAUUUUAUUAAUUUUGAUGGGUGUGGUGUAAAGGGCGGAGUAAAUAAUACUUGUGGUUUAAGCUAUAUGAAUGUGUUUACACUGUCACUAAGCUAGCUUUAAUUAUGUCUUAAACUACCAACUUUAGGUAGUUUAAGAUACAUUUAUCAAGCAUCCUUUCUUUUGUGUUUUAACUGGUUUUAGUCAGUUCACACUUCAAAAUAAUUAACUAGUUAAAAUUCAAACCAGUUAAGUUAUGAUUAAACCAGUUAAAAUGCUACUAGUGUAAAUGGGGUAUAAUGUAUGACUGUUGUAUAGGAGAAACUUAUCAGAGUGGUGAUAUAAUUGAAGGAAAUGUUGAAAAUGUUGAAGUACUGAAGAUUUAUUUUCCUGAGAAAGUUACUUCUGAGUUUAAGAGGAUGCGAUCAAAGUUUCGGGAAACAUUCUUCAAUGUGGGCUCAAUCAUGAUGAAAAACCCUCAGUCUAUAUCCCUUGAUAAUAUGAAAUAUGAUUUAGGUGCUUACAACAAAACAUCAUUAUGGCCUCAAUUAGCUCAGUGUCAAAAUAUUCGUGACAUUUUAAAAUUAGUACGUGAUAACAGUUCACUUGAUGAUAUUAGUGUGCUGGAGUUUGUUGUUAAUGAGUUUAAUAUAAAGGAGGCUAAUCCAGUUAUUAAGGAAUAUAAAGAAGCUGUUGAGGAGUUUAAGGGAACAAAACUCAGUCAAUGUUUAAAAGAUAAGUUUUCAAAAGCUUCACUACUUCUAUGUGAAAGGAUUAUCAUUGUCAUUGAUGAAGAUGCUGAUGGGUUUGUAUUUAAAGAUGUGGAGAGACUGUCAUCAGCUGUAUUGCCACAACAUAUCAGAGUAAAUGUCAUUAGAGGUGAUGAUGCUGGUGGUACUUGGAAAUUUUUGAAACAAAAAUCACUUACUGAUAGUUUUGAUGAAACUACUUUACAAACCAUGUCACUUACAACUAGUCAGUUACCCGGAACAGAAGAAUCAUCUUUCCUGGAGGAAACCAAAAAAAAUGAGGAUCAAGUUAUUUUGCUACAAGAGAAAGUUGAGAGCACCCAAAGACAAUUGGAUGAAGAAAAGAAAUACAGUGAAAAUAAAAAACAAUUUCAUGAACAAGUCACACAGGAAUAUGAAGAAAAAAUAAUAGAACUUAAUCAACAAUACGAAAAAUUGAAAACAGACAAUGAACUUGCUCAUAAACAACUUGAGGAACUUAAAAAGGAACUAAAAAAAGAAAAACAAGCAUCCUCAAGUUUCAAGAAACAGAAAGAAGUUGAUCUAAGAGAGAAAGAAGAAUCUAAAAUGAAGAUUGAUAAUCUUCGACAAGAACUAGAACUACAGCGAGUCAAAGAUUACAAGGAAGUAUCAGUUCAGUGUGACUACACUAUCACUCAGUCAGAACAAUUGUUAAUUAGAGAGAAUGAAAGGUUAGAGUCAUUACUUAAAGAUCAAAAUGUACAAGUACAACAGAAAGAAGAGUAUGAGAUAUUACAAGAGACUGAGACUGUACAUACAUGUACUUAUAUCAGUAAAGAUAAUAUAUCUAAAUUAUCAGUGAUACUGGAACCAUUUAAAGAUGACUGGUAUCAUAUUGGACAGUGUCUUGAAGUGAAGGAAUCAGUGUUAACUGAAAUCAAAAAGAUGAUACCAGUUGAUUCAAGAUUAACUCAUGUACUUGAGACCUGGUGUCAUGAGAAGGAUAGAACAAUAACUGAGCUGAAGAAUUCAUUGAAAAGAAUGGAUAGAGAUGAUAUACUGGAAGAUUUACAUGAAUUACCUACUGGACAAUAUACAAUGAAUAAUGAUGAAGAAUAUGAUAUUAAUGUAAAAGAUUCAAAUGAUGAAGUUAAGUGCUCUCAAAUCCAUCGUACUCCCAACUUCUUACCUCUUCACCCUCCCUAA